UUCAUGCGCGUUGAUGUAUGUCCUAGAGAUAAGAAAAUUUUUCACUGCAUAUAUGUGAUAUUUAUUAACAAAUAUUUAAAUAUUGAUAAAAUUAUUAUUUAACGUGAUGUAUACCGAUUGCUAAUUGUGAAAACACCUACUGUUCGAAGUAUAGUAGUUUCGUUAAGAUAAAUGUAAAAUGGAAACGAAUGAACGAAAUCAUUCCAUAAAAUUACCAGGUGCAGUUGAAGUAUUUGCAAAUUUGAAAAAUGCUCAAAAAUUUGCUAUUGAUAUUGGAUUAUCUUUGACAAAAAUAGCUUAUUAUUCAACAAUUAGUUAUCGUAAAGCAUUAUACGAGGAUACAGGUUUAGGAAAUACUGGAGAACGUACAUACAAAGUACAUGAAGGCAAUAGACUUCAUUUUGUUAAAUUUGAGACUAGAUACCUUGAAAAUUGUUUGGAUUUUGUAAAAAAAAAUUUAGUAAAUGUUGAAAGAUUUCAUGGCAAAAAUAUUAAAGUAACUGGUGGAGGAGCAUAUAAAUUUAAUUUUUUGCUACAAGAAAAAUUAGGUUUAAUAAUUGAUAAAGAAGAUGAGAUUGCAUGUCUAAUAAAAGGUUGUAAUUUUUUACUAAAAAAUAUAUCUUGUGAAGCAUUUGAAUUUGAAAGAUAUGGAAAUCCUGAAUAUAAAUUUCAAAAAGCUGGUCCUAACAUAUUUCCAUAUAUGUUAGUAAAUAUUGGUAGUGGUGUCAGUAUUCUUAAAGUUGAAUCUGAUGAAGUAUUUGAAAGAGUUGGUGGUACAGCUACAGGAGGAGGAACAUUUUGGGGAUUAGGCUUUUUGCUCACAAAAAAAAAGGGCUUUGAUGAAUUGUUGCAACUUGCAGAAAGAGGAGAUCAUCGUAAUGUUGAUAUGUUAGUGAAAGAUAUUUAUGGGGGUGAUUAUGCUUCUCAAGGUUUACCUGGAAAUCUUAUUGCAGCUUCUUUUGGCAAAGCUACUUUUUAUAAUAGUGAUGGACAACCAAAAUAUUCUGAAGCAGAUCUUGUUAGAAGUCUUUUACUUACCAUAAGUAAUGAUAUUGGACAAAUAGCAAGUUUACAUGCAACUAUGCAUAACAUGAAUAAAGUUUAUUUUGGUGGUUAUUUUCUUCGUAAUCAUCCUCUAUCAAUGCAUACUAUUUCAUGUUCCAUCAAAUAUUGGUCUCGUGGAAAAGUGAAACCUCUUUUUCUUCGGCAUGAAGGUUAUCUUGGUGCAAUUGGAGCAUUUUUAUAUGGUGCUGAACAAUCUAAUGAAUAUAACUGGUUGGAAAAUUAUGCUGGAUCUUCAGGAUUUAAAGAUACAGCAUGCACUAAUCUUGGAAUUAAAAUAGAUCAAUUAGAAAUUGACCAAGCAGAAACUGCUGUUACAUUUUGUCCACUUUUGAAAGAUCCAGCUUCUUAUAAUCCUGAUACAACUGAUCUUGCCGAAGAUAAAGAAGCUAGAGAUUAUUGGCUUCAAUGUUUUGAAGAAUCAGUAGAUAAAUUCAUAGCUAGAGCUCUUCACAGUCAACCACAUAGUCCAACUGCAAAAGAUAGAGCAACAAAAUUGAAGAAAAAAUAUGUCGACAGGUUGCAUUAUCUACAUCUUGAACCAUUUGCUUAUGGGACACUUACAGUGAGAGUAUUAUUGGACACUAUUGAACAUUGCAUGAAGGAAUUCGAUUUUCCUGAUCCUUAUUUAUUUCAAAAGAAGAAAGAAAAUGAAGAAGCUUUAAAAUAUUUAAAAAGUCGCAUAAUAACUAUUGAUAAAUUGGAAGAAGCGGAAAAAAUAAAGGCAUUAAUAUUGGGAGUUUUGAGUGGUAAUAUGUUUGAUUGGGGUGCACAAGCUGUUGCAACUUUGAUGGAAACAACAGAUUUUGGUUUUGCCGAAGCUCAAGCGAAAAUACCGGGUAGACCUUGGUUAGUUGAUAAUUUGGAUGAUUGGAUAGAAAGAUUAGAAAUAGGUAUACCACAUAAAUGUGCUGCUAUCUUCGUUGAUAAUAGUGGAGUUGAUAUAAUAUUAGGAAUUUUACCAUUUGCUCGUGAUCUAUUAUUACGAGGAACAAAAGUUAUAUUAUGUGCUAAUUCUAUGCCAGCAUUAAAUGAUGUUACAUAUUCAGAAUUGGUUGUAACAUUACGAGAUGCAUCGAACAUAUGCAAAGUUAUUAGACGUGCUCUAAAAGAAAAUCGUUUGAUUGCUAUGGAGACUGCUCAGGCUGGACCUUGUCUUGAUUUAAGCCGAUUGAACUUAGACUUAUGUCUUGCAAUGGUGAAACAUGAUGUUGAUCUUAUUGUAUUGGAAGGAAUGGGUAGAACACUUCAUACGAAUUUUCAUGCAAAGAUGACUUGUGAAUGUUUAAAAUUAGCAGUUGUUAAAAAUCGAUGGUUAGCGCGUCGAUUAGGUGGUGAUAUGUACGCUGUAAUAUGUAAAUAUGAAAAGCCAAUAAAAAUGAAAAUUCAAGAUAUAAAACUAGAAAAAGAAUGUCCAGUAGAAUGUGUAGAGAAUAAAAUAGAUAUUUGCACAUGCGAUAUAAAAGAAUAAAUAAUAAAAAUAAAUCAAAAAUUGAAACAUUACAGUAUUUCUUUAUUUUUUAUUUAGGUAUGUAUAUAAA
Messenger RNA from Apis laboriosa (Himalayan honeybee), 2603 nucleotides. RefSeq names its product 4'-phosphopantetheine phosphatase. The transcript has 14 exons. Gene Ontology annotation, biological process: coenzyme A biosynthetic process. The record is from RefSeq and is a predicted model, not a curated record. Gene Ontology annotation, molecular function: ATP binding; pantothenate kinase activity. Gene Ontology annotation, cellular component: nucleus; cytosol. Bases 179 to 2533 code for a protein of 784 amino acids. NCBI's taxonomy places the organism in Eukaryota, Metazoa, Arthropoda, Insecta, Hymenoptera, Apidae.